UCGGUCGUUGUGGGGAGGUUUUCACCAGAGGUCAGCAAUGUACCUGUGACUUUGGCUGCCUGCAGCACAACGAGUGCUGCCCCGACUUCCAGGCCACCUGCACCACCACUCCGUCCUGUCAGGGUCGCUGUGGUGAGACGUUCAGGAGAGGUCGGACGUGCGAGUGUGACCCUCAGUGUGUCCAGUUCAACACCUGCUGCCAGGACUUCCAGCUGCACUGCGAUGCCACUGUGACCAUCCCUCGCCAUGGAAGCUCCCAGCAGAGAACCACAGUUCCCAGAAAGAGGAACCCAGAGAGGAGCCGCCAAAGGUCCAACAGCGAGAGUGAGGAAUGGUUCACAGGCAGAGGUCGCUGUCCUCAGUACCCUGGGGGGCGGUGCCCAGGUAGAUUUGGCCCAGCAAACCCACUGCCAGCUGGCGCUUUGGGCUACAAUCCUGCUGCAGUGCAAGGUGGAAGUAACAUCCCUGUGGGCCUGCUGCCCAGGCAAGUGUCUACCUCUCCAGGUGGAGCUCACCGUUUCCCAGCAGGUCAGCUGUCCCAGCCCAACAACGGCGCUCCAGUGUUGGACGGCAGGGUUCCUGUCAGCUCCCCCACCAAUGGAGCUACAGAUGGCAAACUAAAUAUCCAGCUGGUGGUGACCCCGGUGAACCUGGGUCUGUCUGGGCCCAGCCAAGGUUAAUUA
Messenger RNA from Fundulus heteroclitus (mummichog), 683 nucleotides. RefSeq names its product translation initiation factor IF-2-like. Bases 247 to 621 code for a protein of 124 amino acids. NCBI's taxonomy places the organism in Eukaryota, Metazoa, Chordata, Actinopteri, Cyprinodontiformes, Fundulidae. The transcript is spliced from 6 exons. The record is from RefSeq and is a predicted model, not a curated record.